This is a messenger RNA of Pichia kudriavzevii, 1434 nucleotides long. RefSeq lists its product as uncharacterized. Gene Ontology annotation, molecular function: transmembrane protein transporter activity; ribosome binding; signal sequence receptor activity. Gene Ontology annotation, biological process: SRP-dependent cotranslational protein targeting to membrane, translocation; post-translational protein targeting to membrane, translocation. NCBI's taxonomy places the organism in Eukaryota, Fungi, Ascomycota, Pichiomycetes, Pichiales, Pichiaceae. Gene Ontology annotation, cellular component: membrane; Sec61 translocon complex. The transcript has a single exon. The coding region runs from base 1 to 1434 and encodes 477 amino acids. The record is from RefSeq and is a predicted model, not a curated record.
AUGAGCAGCUUCCGUGUUCUAGACCUAGUUAAGCCUUUCCAACCAUACCUCCCAGAAGUGCUGGCUCCAGAGAGGAAGGUUCCUUUCAACCAGAAAAUGAUGUGGACUGGUGUCACAUUGCUCAUUUUCCUAGUGAUGAGUGAAAUCCCUCUUUACGGUAUCACAUCUAGCGAAUCUAGUGACCCAUUGUUUUGGUUGAGAAUGAUGUUGGCCUCCAAUAGAGGUACUUUGAUGGAAUUGGGUGUGUCUCCAAUCGUUACAUCAGGUAUGAUCUUCCAGUUGUUACAAGGUACACAAAUCAUCUCUUUCAAUCCAGAAAGUAAAGAAGAUAGGGAUUUGAUGCAAGUGUCUCAGAAAUUAAUGGCUGUUCUAUUAUCAUUUGGUCAAGCUACAGUUUAUGUUUUAACAGGAAUGUAUGGUAGACCUUCUGAUUUAGGUUAUGGUGUUUGUUUAUUGUUAAUCUUGCAACUAGUUUUUGCUGCUUUGAUGGUCAUCUUACUUGAUGAAUUAUUGCAAAAAGGUUAUGGUUUAGGUUCCGGUACUUCUCUAUUUAUGUCCACAAAGAUUUGUGAGUCAAUUGUAUGGAAAUGUUUUGCUCCUACUUUAGUCAAUAGAGGUAGAGGUUCUGAAUUCGAAGGUGCUAUUUUAGCAUUUAUUCAUCUAUUAUUUACUAAAUCCUCCAAAAGAGCUGCCCUAAUUGACGCAUUCUAUAGAGACAAUGCACCAAACAUGUCACAAGUUUUCUCAACUUUGAUCAUCUUCUCUGCCGUUGUUUAUCUACAAUGUUUAAGGGUUGAUUUACCAAUUAAAUCCACCAGACAAAGAGGCCCAUUGAAUGUUUACCCAAUUAGACUAUUCUACACCUCUAAUAUGCCUAUCAUGUUACAAAGUGCCUUAACUUCAAAUAUCUUUAUUAUUUCCCAGAUGUUAUAUUCCAGAUUCCCAAAUAAUCUAUUGGUUAAGUUAAUUGGUUCUUGGGAAGCAACACAUGGUGGUCAACAAUUGUUUGCAGUUUCUGGUUUAUCUUACUACAUGCAACCUCCACUCAACUUCCAAGAAGCAAUGUUAGAUCCAAUCAAGACAGUUAUUUAUGUUGCAUUUGUGUUAGGUACUUGUGCUUUUUUCUCCAAAACUUGGAUUGAGGUGUCUGGUACCUCUCCAAGGGAUGUUGCUAAGCAGUUUAAGGAUCAAGGCUUAGUUAUUGCUGGCCACAGAGAAACUUCUGUUUAUAAAGAGUUGAAGAAAAUUAUUCCAACUGCGGCAGCUUUUGGUGGUGCAACAAUCGGUGCAUUGUCUGUCAUCUCUGAUAUGUGUGGUUGUCUAGGCUCAGGUACCUCUAUUUUGAUGGCAGCAACUACUAUCUAUGGUUACUAUGAGAUGGCUGCAAAGGAAGGUGGUUUAGUUAAACCUCUUAAGGCUUCAUUUUCUGAUUAA